AUGCAUACAAACAGUGAGUUUGAAAAAAUAGCUAUAAUUGUUAUACUAUCCGGUUGUGGACUGGCUAUUGCACUGGCAUUUGCUGUACUAAUAUGCUGUCAAUUGCUUAUUAAGCCUAAAUACUCCCGCUAUGGAUGUGCCGAUAGUGUCAUAGUAUUUGAAAGGCAAACGACAACAUCGGACGAAAAUAAUAUCGACUACAAUAGCGGCUGUUUUGAGGAUAGCUUCUACACUCGCGACUAUAAUCCGGGCGCCGAUAGCGAUACCAAUCCGGACACUUGUGUCAGUUCACCUAAUACGGUGGUUGCCGUACAGACACACAACAACUGUAUGGUAUCGACAACGACGCCGAGCAGUACAACAACAUCGCCGACGCCGACAACGGCAAUAGCAAUGGUCACCACUGUUUCAGCCGCCGCCGACACCACCACCACAACUACAUCCCCAUUAUCACAGCAUUCAAAUGGCGCACAUACACCACCAUUGUCACUACCAUCAUCAUCAUCAUCAACAACAGCAGCACCAUUACCAUCAUCAUCAUCGUCAUCAUCAGCACAACCAUUAUCAUCAGCUCUUCCUAAUUUACAACAACGACAACGAUCGUCAUCUCAUCAAGUCAAAUUUUCUACCCGACCACCAUUGGUUAGUACACGCAAAACAUCGCUUCCCUGUAAAUUUGUAACCAUUUGCUACGAUAAUAAAACUGAUGAAAUUGUAUCAAAUGAUAGUCACCGGAAAARAGGUAAUAAUGGCCAACAAAGACGAUUGUCGGCCGGUAUUAUUAGGCAAAAAAGUUUUGAAGACAUCGAAGAAGAUAUCAGUUAUAAUAAUCAACAAAUUGAAUUAUCGGAAAGACGUCGCCGAAACUCUUUGGAGGACAAGACCAUUGAUAAGGAUGUGUUGCGCCGUCAGUAUAAAGAUCUCUGGCAUUUGAGGACCACCUAUGAGGCCGAAGAGGACGAGUCGUUAGACCAUCAGUCGCUGGACGCGGCAUCGGCAGCGACGGCAGCAAACAUAGUAGUGGUCGCCGCUGUCGCCGAACCUGCCGAUAGUCUACCGAUAGUUGGACCCCAGAAACUGACCAAAAAUGAUUCGGGUUAUAAAUCUAUUGAACGCCGAGACUAUUCAAUUGACUAUAAAAGUGAAUAUAUUUACCGACAAUUUACGACACAAACAUCGACAGCAGCACCGAUAGUACCGCAACAACAACAACAGCAACAGCACCGGGCGCUCAGUAUAACUCAUCAACAGAGCAUUAAAGAGGAACAGGAGACCGAUAUUCAUGCAGUUUUUGUAUGA
Messenger RNA from Oppia nitens, 1299 nucleotides. RefSeq names its product striatin homolog. The record is from RefSeq and is a predicted model, not a curated record. NCBI's taxonomy places the organism in Eukaryota, Metazoa, Arthropoda, Arachnida, Sarcoptiformes, Oppiidae. The transcript has 6 exons. Bases 1 to 1299 code for a protein of 432 amino acids.